Sphenostylis stenocarpa is the source of this 1245-nucleotide messenger RNA. The record is from the annotation of a GenBank genome assembly. Lineage: Eukaryota; Viridiplantae; Streptophyta; Magnoliopsida; Fabales; Fabaceae.
AUGUCGUUGAGAAGCCUAGUCCGUGAGCUCAAGGAGAUGAGAGAUGGAAUAGGAAGCACAUCAAAGCGGGGUUCAGAAAGAAAGCAUCGGCUCAGUCGGACAAAGUCACAUAUUGCUCCAGAUGUUGUUGCAAGUACAUUUGAAUUUAUUCAACAGGGACAAUGGGCAAACCUACCACAUGAAUUGCUCUUUGACAUAAUCCUAAGGGUUGAAGAGAGUGAAACAUCUUGGCCUGACCGAGCUGUUGUUGUUUUCUGUGCUUCUGUAUGUAAAUCAUGGAGAUCUAUUACGAAGGAGAUAGUCAAGACUCCUGAACAAUGUGGAAGGAUCACAUUUCCUAUUUCAUUGAAGCAGCCUGGUCCACGUGAUUCUCCAAUACAGUGCUUUAUCCGGAGGAACAAAGAAAGUUCUACCUAUAUACUGUACUUUGGUCUGGUUCCAUCAGAGAAUGAGAAUAACAAGUUCUUAUUAGCGGCCAAGAGGAUAAGAAGGGCAACUGGCACUGAUUUUGUCAUAUCUUUGGCCACAGAUGAUUUUUCUCGAGCCAGCAAUAAAUAUGUUGGUAAACUGAGGUCUAAUUUUUUGGGUACCAAGUUCACCAUAUACGACAGUCAACCUCCCCACGAUGUUGCAAUUCAACCAAAUUGUCAAUCUAGUAGGAGAUUUCAUUCUAAACAGGUGUCACCAAGAGUGCCAGCAUGUAGCUAUCUUGUUAGCACUGUUUCCUACGAGCUGAAUGUCCUUUGCACUAGAGGGCCAAGAAGAAUGCAUUGCGUCAUGAACUCUAUACCCGUCUCGGCAAUUCAGGAAGGGGGCAAUGCCCCAACUCCAACAUCUUUCUCGCAAAUAUAUGAUGAACCUUUUUCUCCAUCACCGGUGGUGAAAGAAAAAGUUCCAGUCCCCCAUUUAGACCCUUCAAGCUUAUUAGAGCCACCAGUUUCGGACCAAGGCUCAACUGAGCAAUUAGUACUGAAAAACAAGGCUCCCAGAUGGCAUGAACAGCUACAGUGCUGGUGCCUAAACUUCAAGGGUCGCGUGUCAGUGGCUUCUGUUAAGAACUUUCAGCUUGUAGCUGCUGUUGAUCCAUCUCAUAAUAUUUCUGCUGAGGAGCAAGACAAGGUAAUCCUGCAGUUUGGAAAGAUUGGAAAAGACAUAUUCACCAUGGAUUACCGUUAUCCCCUCUCUACCUUCCAAGCCUUUGCCAUCUGCUUGAGUAGCUUCGACACUAAACCAGCCUGUGAAUGA